Messenger RNA from Cetraspora pellucida, 1314 nucleotides. Lineage: Eukaryota; Fungi; Glomeromycota; Glomeromycetes; Diversisporales; Gigasporaceae. The record is from the annotation of a GenBank genome assembly.
AAUUCUUUUUCUGUCGGUAAUCAUGAGAUUCCUAUUAUUUCCGUAGGUUCUUAUGGAACCUUUCAUGACUACGGUUCCUUUGCAAAAUGUUUUUGUAAUCAAUGUAGUGGUCGUCGUGUUCCACUUUACACUUGUAAGAGCGAAAGUUGUAAAAUUAAAUGUCCACCUCAUACUAGGAAAUGUUCUGAAUGUGGAGAUCACAAUUACUUGGCUAGGCGCAGAAUUAAUCGAAAAUAUUACGAUAAUCGGAAAUCCCGUUUAAAUUCUAAGAAUCCUAUUUCUUUCAAAGAGUCUUUAGUAAAUAAAUCAUUUGAUUCCAUCAAUAAUAUGGGUUUGCCAGAAAUUUGGAACAAUGCUUGGUCGGAAUUUCCUGAACAUCAGAAAAAAAUUGAAAUGGAACUUUCAAAGGAUAAAAUUUCGGUAUCAGUCACAAUGAAACUUGAUAAAGGUAAUGAAAUUGUUGAUGGUACGCCAGUAGAUGCUCAAGAAGUUUCCAACCCUGCGAUACUUAUAUUAGGAAAUAUGGGAAAUUGGUUUUUUGGAUUUCAAGGAGACGAUCCAAAUGCAACAUUUAAAACAGGAUUUUCUAUAGUAGAACCCAUUACUAAAGAAUGUCAAGCGGGGUUAAUUCAGAUUAACAAAAAAAUUUAUAAUCUCAUCGACAUAUCAAUAGUAUUUAAUAAGAAGAAUAUAAAUGAUAUUAGGAACGAUGUUGAACUAAAAAAGCUUGCUGAAAUUAUUCUCAUUUGUUCAUAUGGAAUUCAAGCAAUUAUUUUCGUUAUUGAUAUAAAACAAUAUGAGAAUUUUUUAAACACAUUCAAAGUGAUUAAAACAUAUCUUGGUGACAAAGCGGUCGAACACACAAUUAUAGCAUUUACUAAUCUUGGUAAACAACAAACAGAAAAUCCACAAUUCUCUAAAAUUCUCAAUCAAGAAAUGAAAGAUCUUUUGACAUCCAUUGAUAAUCGGUGGUUUAUUUCACCUAACCCAGAAUUAUAUCAAAAAGAUAAUGAAACUGUACAUUACAAUAUGAAAAGGGCCAAGGAAUUGAUAAGUAGAUUUAAAAGUGCAUAUACUAUAGCUACGUUUAAUGAAAUUAGAGAUGCAGAGGAUAGAGAAUUAGAAGUUCUUAACGUGCCAGGUGGUGGCUGUUUCAAGCUUGAUACCAGAGUCAUGCUUAUAAAUAAAAGAGUUGUUCCAAUGUCAUCUCUUCGCAUUGGAGAUCAACUUAGAAAACUUGGAAAUAUUUCAAGGGAGAUAUCCCAAGCUUCAAGUUCUUAUUGGCAAUCGAUUAAUUCGAGCUUACGUUAUUAA